Condylura cristata (star-nosed mole) is the source of this 4090-nucleotide messenger RNA. RefSeq names its product DIRAS family, GTP-binding RAS-like 2 (gene DIRAS2). Gene Ontology annotation, biological process: signal transduction. Lineage: Eukaryota; Metazoa; Chordata; Mammalia; Eulipotyphla; Talpidae. The coding region runs from base 385 to 984 and encodes 199 amino acids. Gene Ontology annotation, cellular component: plasma membrane. Gene Ontology annotation, molecular function: GTPase activity; GTP binding; GDP binding. The transcript has 2 exons. The record is from RefSeq and is a predicted model, not a curated record.
AAAAUUCCAGUCCUUGCCAUGUAUUCCAGCAGCAUGCGGUAGGUGGCACCCAGAAGCUUACUGGAGGAGAGCAGGCGCCAUUUAAGCAGGAGCAGCCGCUGCAGUUGGCACAUCUCAGAAGUCAGAGAUUGAGGACGGAGCAGGAAGGCCGGGAACCCAGCGGGCGGAGGGUGCAGGUGCGCGGGCGAGCGGGGCCCCGCGGGCGGGAGCUGACGGCAUCGUCACCGAGCAGACCGUGCGUGCACCCCGCCUGCCUCCGGGAGGAGCCGCAGCCGCACAACCAGCGCUGCCCCGUCCUAUGCGAGGCGAGCUCGGCGAAGCUCUGAGCGGAGUUGUGUUCGUCCUCAGGUGCUUCCAGGUUGCUAGCGGGAGCCCUCCAGCAACAUGCCCGAGCAGAGCAAUGAUUACCGGGUGGCUGUGUUCGGGGCAGGUGGCGUUGGCAAGAGCUCCCUGGUCUUGCGGUUUGUGAAAGGCACCUUCCGAGAGAGCUACAUCCCCACUGUGGAAGACACCUACCGGCAGGUGAUCAGUUGCGACAAAAGCAUCUGCACCCUGCAGAUCACAGACACCACAGGCAGCCACCAGUUCCCAGCCAUGCAGCGCCUGUCCAUCUCCAAGGGCCACGCCUUCAUACUGGUCUACUCCAUCACCAGCCGGCAGUCCCUGGAGGAGCUCAAACCCAUCUAUGAACAAAUCUGUGAGAUCAAGGGGGACGUGGAGAGCAUCCCCAUCAUGCUGGUGGGCAACAAAUGUGACGAGAGCCCGAACCGCGAGGUGGAGAGCAGCGAGGCGGAGGCCCUGGCCCGCAAGUGGAAGUGUGCCUUUAUGGAGACCUCGGCCAAGCUCAACCACAACGUGAAGGAGCUCUUCCAGGAGCUGCUCAACCUGGAGAAGCGCAGGACCGUGAGCUUACAGAUCGACGGGAAGAAGAGCAAGCAGCAGAAGAGGAAAGAGAAGCUCAAGGGCAAAUGUGUGGUCAUGUGAAUACCCUUCCCAGGAGCAGCUGCGUGUCCCCAGCCCCACCUCCCCAUCACGUGAACCCACAGUCGUCAGGGUAGCAUGUAAGAUGCCCACGUGUUAAAUGUUGCAUUCUGACCGAGGUGUGCCCUCUGGCCUUAAGAGGGCAUUCCACUCACCACCUAUCAGCACCCCUCUCCAAAAUCAGGGAGCCUGCCAGACAGUUCAAAUGGAAACCACGCUCAGCCUCGUAAGGACCUGAGAGGUGCCAGCCAUUUCUGAGGGUAAUUUGGCACCAGGCGGCAGCACCAGAGCUAGCUCCUGUGGGAGCGUGUGUGCGGAGAGGAGGGCUUCAUCCGCCUGCAGAGAGCGCUGGGAACUCGAGAGGCUGCAGGCACCGCCCCCCAGACCAGGGCCCCCCUGCUUAGAAGCCAAGGACAUCCUUGAGGGUGGGAGGGGAGGUGCAGCAAGAGGUGAGGAGACCAGGCCUAAGUUUCCACUUCUGUGGUUCUUUACCUAAUGAAAAGUAGAAUCACAGCCUCUCCAGCUGAGCCUCCACCUGCUACCCUAAGGGAUGUGCUCUCUUCUCUAGAUCUAACAAGCGAGUACCAUUUUAACCUUAGAGUAUUUAUUUUCACAUAAGGUGCAGAGUUCACUGGAGUGUGCAGCUCUGCGAGAAAUCUUGGGUGUUGAGCGAGGACGCUAUGACAUUACCAGGACACCUCACCGGCCUCGUGUGUUCCUCUUCAAGGCUUUUAGAAAUGUGAAGCUUCUUCCCUCUGACCCAUCAGGGGUAUAACUCCCUCCAGCUCUCAGAUUUUAAAUAAAAGCAAUUAAAGUAGCUAUUUUUCAGUAUUUCUUUUUUUCCCUCCAAGGUAAUUUUCUUCUUUUAAAUAACUGUAUCCAGCUGGGAACAGCCAACAAAGGCCAUUGAAGAACAGAAGCACAUCCAUUUUCUAAAUGACACGAACAUGUAUAUGCCAUACUUUGCACCUUAAGGAAAUACUUUGAAACAGAAGUCCUUCACUGUGUUUUCUCACGAUAUCUGUAACGCCAGUAUAUUCCUGGGAAAUGCGUUCAGAUAAUAGAUGACUGUGCAUGUUUCCUUACAAAUGUCUUGGAAGACUGGCUCAGUGCAGUGUUCACUCUGGAAACAAUGAUCUUUUCCUCCCAGUGAUCGUGUGCACAUCCUUAGUCCUUCAGUCCAUACCUCCGUCACUGUUGAUUCCGCCGGGGUGUCUGAAGACCAGCCCUCAGGCUGCUGGCUGCCCGCAGAGAACUGCCCACUUGGCGGCAUAGCUCUGCCGUCGUCCGGUCUGGAUUUGCUUUGCUUACUGAAAAUUCUGCUGGUGGAGGCUGUGAGUUCUGUCUGUUCCAGCUGACACAGUGUGCUCUGGCCCUGACUGUCCUGUCCGGCGGGGAGCUGUGCCGGCCUGGACAGAGUCGGCAAGUUCAGGACAUUUGCAGGUACCCCGGGGCACCUCCCUUCUGCCACUCCUGGCUGAGGCCUCAGCUAUGGAGUCACUUCUCUUGAUAUUCUAUACCCUUUUCUGGUUAAAAUUUCCUGCUUUUGCUCAUCCGGUCUGCCCUGCCAACACUGGUGUGUGGAUUGUGUGCAGGAGCCCAUGGCUUCAUGGUCUGGCGACAGCCGUGGGCUUUGACAACAAAUGCUGAGGACUCAGAGUGGCUUGGACCCAGAGUACCUCUCCAGACCCCAAGUCCCUCCAGUCCCCCUGGGCGCCCCCCACUAUGGCCUUGUCUGCUCCAUGGGCGGCUCACAGCCCUCACAAUGGGGGACACUCUCUAGAUCAUUCACUUCUUGACUGUCCCUACUUUUCCCCUUCUUCCUAUUCUCAGAGGACACUAUCAAUUUGUAGUUUGGAUGUGGGCUGAGCAGAUGAAGACCCAGGGCUUGAAGGCCAAGAGCAGACUUAGAGCUCUCUGUGGGGCCUUAGCUCCCAGCGAGACUAGCGAGCCUUCUGCCUUGGGCUCCUGAGGUGAGCUCCUCCCUCCCUGCUAAUGCAGGGGUAAUGUGUCAUAAUUUCCUUUAGCUCCCAGCUUGCUGUCUCCAUUUUAAAGCAUUUCAAGCUUCAUCUAUAUGAGGAGCUUGUGAUUCCUGAAAAUCUGAUCUUUUUUCAGAACACCUUUGUUCCUCUGUACUUGUCCAUGAAUUUAUAGGAGGCAAAUGAAGCUUCCAUCAUUGGUCUUUGUUCAGAGAUCAUUUUCCAUGAACUGAACUGAGGGCAUUGGUGAUUGUCUCAAUAGUCUUUUCGGAGGUCCCCAACUGACUCAGGGCUUGAGGAGUUAGUUCCAUCAAAUCUGAUGAUUUUAGCAUUUAUGUGGCCCCUGAAUGGUGACUGUGGCUCUUGAGUCCACACCCUAUGUUGUAUAGCAGCACAGAGGUUUGGACCGAGCCACAGAGAGUUACACAACUCAAAAUAUUGCUUUUAAGAUGGCACUCUGGGAGUAAGCAUGGGGCUCUGUGAGUUCCCUUCUGUCCCGCCAGUCCCUCCAUCCGGUGACAAGCCAUUGGGCGUGCCCUGGGCAUGCAUGCAAUACAGCAAGACCAACACAAGAGCAAUAUUGAAUUGUUCAUUAGAUCUAAAAUUAUAUAUAUAUUAUAUAUAUAAUUUAUCUUCCUGCAUUUUUGAAGUAUAAAGUAGUAACUUGUACAUAUCUGGAAGCUAGUCUAUUUGUUCCACUGUUUGUAACCUUUAAGAAAUGCUCAUUCUUUGUAGAACAAAAUUAUAUUAAAAAUUAAAAAAAAAUGCUCUGUGAUACUUAAUUUCUUUUCUCAAAAUUUUUAAUGUGUUGCUCCUACAUAAGCUCUCUGGAAAUAUCCAUAACUUAACGGGACACAUGUAAACCCUGAAGAGCCAUCCUGGACCCCACUACCCCACAAAGACAGUCUGUGAUAGAGUAUUUACAGAGCAUGACUUUUAUAUUCUGGGAUAUCAAUGUGUAUUUAUAUUUAAGGUGUAAUGUAAUUAUUGUUAUAAUCUCACUACUGUCUGUUCUAUUUUAUUCACUCUCUAGUUACAGAAAUCACCCUUGCAGACAAAUUUUUAGUUGCCAGUGAUGUUCUGAAAAUAAUGAAACACGUUCCAAUAAAGCUUCAGUUCUGAUACCGUCA